Menidia menidia (Atlantic silverside) is the source of this 855-nucleotide messenger RNA. The record is from the annotation of a GenBank genome assembly. NCBI's taxonomy places the organism in Eukaryota, Metazoa, Chordata, Actinopteri, Atheriniformes, Atherinopsidae.
AUGUUCGCAGAAUUAUUAGAAGACCUUAAGAAGACUGGACUCCAAGCUGCUCCUGCUGACCACUGCUAUGCUGGACUUGAAGAUGUGGCCUGUGAUUUCUGCUCUGGGAGAAAACUGAGAGCCAGCAAGUCCUGUUUGGUCUGUGUGGCCUCUUACUGUGAGGAACACCUUCAGCCUCAUUAUGAGUCACCUCCAUUUAAGAAACACAAGCUGGUGGAGCCCUCCAAGAAGCUCCAGGAGAACAUCUGCUCUGUCCACGAUGAGGUGAAGAAGCUGUUCUGCCGCACUGAUCAGAAGUCCAUCUGUCUUGUCUGUGCGAUGGAUGAGCAUAAAGGCCACCACACAGUGUUAGCGGCAGCAGAAAGGACUGAGAGGCAGAGAGAGCUGGAGGGGAAGCGGCAACAAAUCCAGCAGAGAAUCCAGGACACACAGAAAGAUGUGGAUCUGCUCCAGCAGGAGGUGGAGGCCAUCGAUCAGUCUGCUGACAAAACAGUGGAGGACAGUGAGAAGAUGUUCACUGAGCUGAUCCAUCUCAUCCAGAACAGACGCUCUGAUGUGGAGCAGCAGGUCAGAUCUCAGCAGCAAACUGCAGUGAGGGGAGUCAAAGAGCUUCAGCAGGAGCUGCAGCAGGAGAUCACUGAGCUGCAGAGGAAAGACGCUGAGCUGCAGCAGCUCUCACACACAGAGGACCACAUCCAGUUUCUGACCAGCUGCCCCUCACUGCCAGCACUCGGGGAGUCCACACACUCCUCCAGCAUCAGGGAGCGUCCUCUGAGCUGCUUUGAGGAUGUGACAGCAGCUCUGUCAGAGCUCACAGACAAACUGCAGCACAUCCUGACACAGGACUGGACUAAA